Messenger RNA from Pseudophryne corroboree (corroboree frog), 2150 nucleotides. Its product is annotated as foot protein 1 variant 2-like. Bases 895 to 2094 code for a protein of 399 amino acids. The transcript has 2 exons. Lineage: Eukaryota; Metazoa; Chordata; Amphibia; Anura; Myobatrachidae. The record is from RefSeq and is a predicted model, not a curated record.
ACUUCUGUGAAUUGUUCGACCCUAUCCUGACCUCCCAGAACCCAUCACUCAGACAACAAAAAGGGAACUGGGGACCUCAGUACUUCUCCGGGAAUGCUUUUCUUCAUCCACAGCACAGACCCACGGAACCCAAAAAAGAAUACCAUGGUGCUCAAAGUGCCAGUUCACGUUUACCUACUCCCACUCAAAAUGAGAGACUUUCUUUUCAUCCUAAUAAUGAUAAGAUGACAGAGGAAAUUAAACCAUUUAUUAUUUGGCCACUUGACUGUGAGACGUUUGGGAAAGAAUUCUGUGAAUGGUACUACCCUCUCCUGAACUCCCAGAACCCAUCACUCAGACAAGAAAAAGGGGGCUGGGGACCUCAGCACUUCUCCAGCAAUGCUGCUCUUCAUGUAGAGCACAGACCCAUGGAACUAAAGAGGCAAUACCAUGGUGCUCAAAGUGCCAGUUCACGUUUACUUGCUCUCAUUCAGAAAGAGAGACUUUCUUUUCAACAUAAUAAUGAUAAGGUAAAAUGUGUGAAUUCCCCAAAGGGAUUUGUGGAGGUGACUGCAGCAGGCUUAGUCCUCAGGGAUAAAGCAUACCUGGGUACAUUUGAUCAGAGAUUUAGACUAACGGCCAGUUCACAAGAUAAGAAAUUUAAGAUCAGUCAGAGUAUCCUGAACAUAAAUCCUCAAAGUUCCAAGUUCCGUCACUAGUGCAAUCUAUACAGUACUGUAUGUUAAACUUUACUUUUUAUAACAUUGAGCCCAGGGCUGUUUCUAGCCAAUUUGGCUCCCAGUGCGAGAUUUCAAAAUGCGCCCCCUCCCCCCAUUGACAUAAAAAAAUGCACCCCCCCCAUAGAUAUUUGUUUUUUAAAGUGCACUCCCGACAAGGGUGUGUGGCCUCGUUAAAAUGAGCGUGGUCUCAGUAAAAUGGGCGUGGCCUCAUCUGAUCUCAUCAUCACGCCCACCACAGGAAAAAAAUAAAAUAAAUAAAAAGUCCCCAUUUUACACAUUACGGCAGGCAAGAGUCCCCAUUUUACAAAGUACGACAGGCAAGAAUCCCCAUUUUACACAGUACGGCAGGCAAGAGUCCCCAUUUUACACAGUACGCCAGGCAAGAGUCCCCAUUUUACACAGUACGGCAGGCAAGAGUCCCCAUUUUACACAGUACGCCAGGCAAGAGUCCCCAUUUUACACAGUACGCCAGGCAAGAGUCCCCAUUUUACACAGUACGGCAGGCAAGAGUCCCCAUUUUACACAUUACGCAGGCAAGUGUCUCCAUUUUACACAUUACAGCAGGCAAGAGUCCCCAUUUUACACAGUAUGGCGGCAAGAGUCCCCAAUUUACACAGUACGGCAGGCAAGUGUCCCCAAUUUACACAGUGUGGCAGGCAAGUGUCCCCAAUUUACAGUGUGGCAGGCAAGUGCCCCCAUUUUAUACAGUGUGGCAGGCAAGUGUCCCCAAUUUACAGUGUGGCAGGCAAGUGUCCCCAAUUUACAGUGUGGCAGGCAAGUGUCCCUAAUUUAUACAGUGUGGCAGGCAAGUGUCCCCAAUUUACAGUGUGGCAGGCAAGUGUCCCCAAUUUACAGUGUGGCAGGCAAGUAUCCCCAUUUUAUACAGUGUGGCAGGCAAGUGUCCCCAAUUUACAGUGUGGCAGGCAAGUGUCCCCAAUUUACACUGUGGCAGGCAAGUGUCCCCAAUUUACACUGUGGCAGGCAAGUGUCCCCAAUUUAUACAGUGUGGCAGGCAAGUGUCCCCAAUUUACACUGUGGCAGGCAAGUGUCCCCAAUUUAUACAGUGUGGCAGGCAAGUGUCCCCAAUUUACACUGUGGCAGGCAAGUGUCCCCAAUUUAUACAGUGUGGCAGGCAGGUGUCCCCAAUUUAUACAGUGUGGUAGGCAAGUGUCCCCAAUUUACACUGUGGCAGGCAACUGUCCCCAAUUUUUACAGUGUAGCAGGCAAGUGUCCCCAAUUUAUACAGUGUGGCAGGCAAGUGUCCCCUAUUUACACUGUGGCAGGCAACUGUCCCCAAUUUUUACAGUGUGGCAGGCAAGUGUCCAGUGGGGGGGAAGGAAGGGAGAGGGGGGAGGAAGGGACAACUUACAUAUGAUCUUCCCGCUCCUCGGGUCGGGCCGCCUCUUCUUCCUUGCGCCGGCCGCCUCCUCC